Phaeodactylum tricornutum CCAP 1055/1 is the source of this 714-nucleotide messenger RNA. RefSeq lists its product with no specific name. NCBI's taxonomy places the organism in Eukaryota, Bacillariophyta, Bacillariophyceae, Surirellales, Neidiaceae. Gene Ontology annotation, molecular function: protein methyltransferase activity; S-adenosylmethionine-dependent methyltransferase activity. The transcript has a single exon. Gene Ontology annotation, cellular component: eRF1 methyltransferase complex. The record is from RefSeq and is a predicted model, not a curated record. The annotation marks the transcript as partial.
CCCUCGGCCGACGUGCCCUUGUUGGAUCACUUGUCCUAUCGAGACUUUGAUCAAGUGUACGAACCAGCCGAGGAUACCUACUUAUUGUUGGAUGCUUUGCUAUACGAAUUUGAUCAAGGAAAUAACCAACUUGCUGCUGCUACCCAUGCGACCACAUCAGACUCGGAUACGGCCGACCAGUGUCUGUGUCACGUUUUGGAAAUUGGUUGUGGGUCGGGUGUUCCCACCGCUUUCUUUCAACAAAUGUGGAGGAAACGAAAGACAACGUUGCUGUACAGUGUGGUUACGGAUAUUAAUCCGAAGGCACUAAAAGUUACUCAGCAAACCUGUCGAUGUAACGGAGGAGGGGCACAUCCGCAAACGGCCAUGUUGGAAGCGCUGCAGUGCGAUUUGGGUUUCGCGCUGGUACCGCAGCUGGAAGGAAAGGUGGAUGUAAUUAUGUUCAAUCCACCCUACGUCGUAACGGAUGACGCCGAAGUGGGAACACCCGAUAUUUCGGCGGCGUGGGCCGGUGGACUGGGUGGUCGUCGUGUCGUGGACCGAGCUUUGCCGCAGCUAGCGAGACUACUUCGCAAACCGACCGGAGUCUUGUAUCUUGUCACGGUCGACGACAAUCGACCCUGGGAACUAGCACAAGACGUGGCCAAAUUAGGCUGGCGUAUGAAGCCACUCUUUCGAAGAAAAGCACAGAACGAGUUUUUGACUAUUCAAAAG